AUGCUACGUAAACUGAGAAAGAACAGCUUAUCCUACAGGUAUGAUGGUCCUACUUGGAUAGUUUUAUCUCCGCAUUUUUACCGCUCUCUGGAAGAGGUGUCUUUCAUAUGCCGAGUGUCGGAAUCUUGUUUUUGGUUGGGUCUACCAUACCGCCUGGUCAGCUGGAUUGGCGGGGGAUGGCAGACCCUCGUUGUUAAUCCAUUCUCUGGAGCUGAGCAUUCUCGACGAACCUCCCCCUCCCACCAACCUCUGUUUCACGCACAUCUCACUGCUUAGCUUUCGAUAUGAAGGAACUUGAAUUCAAGUUCGCUGCUGGAAUUCUAUGUUUGACCAGUCUGAUAUCAUCAUUGACGUCCGGGGCUGGGGUCGUGCUUCAACCGAGAGAUGUAGAAGUUGACUUUAGCGGAAUGCCCGAGUGUAUGUCUAAAGUUUGUAUCCCGUAGGUUUCUUCCUCACAUCUUUAUCCUUCGAACUUGGGCGUGAUAAGCUGAUAGACUUGAAUAGGAUCCUAGGCUCAUCGCUAGGCUGCGGACCAACGAUCUUGGUAGACUGUUUCUGCGGAAAGCCGAAUCCUCUAUUGUGCGGUUGGGUGUGAGUUUUUUUGCACUGCCCUUCUACGCUCCUCACGAAUUCCUCACUUUGUUUUUUUUUUUUCUUCUUUCCUUCCCUCCUCGCUCACACAAGUUAGGACGGACUGGGAGUGUUGGAACCGUACGGAAGACUGGUAUGAUACCCAGUGCCCUGGGAAGCCUCUUGUCGACCUCACCGGAAUCCCUAGCUGCGUGCGCAGUUGCUUCGACAAGACAAAUGUUUGUAUCGAAUCUACUUCCAACUGUAUAUGCUCCCAGCCAAAACCUGAUUGCACCGCUUCGAAAACCGACUGCAAUUCUAGCGAGGUGGCCGUGUACGAUGCUUGGUAUUCAAAGUCUUGCGAGUAUAAUCAGACGACCUUGACCCUCCCGAAUCCCUCUUCGACGAAGGUGCCACCAUCGUCUACUACCGUUAGUACCACAUCUACCUCUCCGCCCGCGAGCUCUUCUGCCAGUGGUGGCGGUGGAGGUUUAUCGAAAGGAGGUGUUGCCGGAGUUGCCAUCGGCGCGUUUAUCGGGACUGUCGCCCUGGGGACCCUCUUAUAUCUCUUCCUUUUCCGGAGACCGAAAAAUCCCGUGCAGGACUACAGCACUGCGCAGCCCGCGCCGGUGGAGAUAGAGGGCUCUUCCCAUCCAAAGGUCAGAUACGAGCUGAUGUCGGGAGAUGCGCACUUGGUGCCUCCCGCAAAAGCUCCCGUGGACGAUUCUCGCCCUACGAGCGGUAUUUAUGCUCCUGUUGGGGGAACCCGACCUAACAGUGGACUUGGUCCCAUCUCGCCAGCAGGAGAGGGAGGGCUUGACCGAGGAUUUUAUGAACCGAAAUAGGGGUCUAGGUGUUUAGGCAGUGGGGUUCUUUUUUUUUUGUGUUUUUUUCUCUUGUUUUCCGUUCCGGUUUUCAUCUGUACAGUACUGUACAUGUUUACAUAAAGGGUCUUUCGGUAGUAUAUUAUGAUGGGAGCUUUUGAAAUAUCG
Tuber aestivum (summer truffle) is the source of this 1562-nucleotide messenger RNA. The record is from the annotation of a GenBank genome assembly. Lineage: Eukaryota; Fungi; Ascomycota; Pezizomycetes; Pezizales; Tuberaceae.